CACUCACAUAACCAAAAUGCAUGCAGGUACUCCAUCUGCGCUAUCAUCCGCACCCGCUCUCGGCCCAUCUCUAGGUUGAGGUAUAUAGCCCCAAGGUAAGUUCCUCUCAUUGUUCGUCAUUCGUGAAGCCACGAAUUCGAGCCCAAUCCUCAAUCUCCCGAACGGACAUUGAAGUCGGUACUUCUCAUUACCUGGCGUUGUCACGAAGAUGGCGGAAUCAAAGCAGCUGGUUCUAGGAUAUGAUAGUAUUCAUCCUUUCGCGAAAGUUGAUAUCACAGAUAGAGCGAGUGUACAGGAGCUUUUGAGGACAUUGCUUGAUCCAUUGAAGACCCAUUUCUCUCCUCUCAAGGCGAGGAUCAGAACUCCAGGUGGAAGUGCAGUGAGGUUUGACCAGACUGCUGCAGAAAUCGAGGGGACAUGUAGGCCAUUGUGGGGAUUGGCUAGUUUGCUGGCUGGUGGUGGCGAGUAUGAUGGGACGGCGUGGUGGAUUGAAGCUUUGAAACAAGGCACGAAUCCUGAAAGCCCAGAAUAUUGGGGAGAUCCUCGUGACAAUGACCAGCGGAUGGUGGAAAUGUGCCCUCUAGGGUUUACACUUGCAGUUGCACCUGUUUUCUGGGACUCAUUGUCUGAGAAGGAACGACCAAAUGUUGAAAGAUGGCUUGGGAACAGCAUAAACGAGAAGAAUAUGCCAAAUACCAAUUGGCUAUGGUUCAGGGUAUUCGCGAAUCUUGGACUGAAGAAGAAUGGCGGGAAGUACUCACAGGAGAAAAUUGAGCAAGACAUUGUUCACCUGAACUCCUUCUAUCGAGGAGAAGGAUGGUCGAAUGAUGGGCCCGUAGGUGUCUGGCAACAGGAUUACUACAGUGGUAGCUUCGCUAUCCAGUUCCUGCAGCUUCUGUACGCCAAAAUUGCUGGGGGCGAUGAUCCAGCAAAGGCUACAGAAUUCAAGAAGAGAGCGCAGGACUAUGCUCUGGACUUCGUCCAUUACUUCGAUGAGGAAGGUCGAGCGAUUCCCUUUGGCCGAAGUGUGGGAUAUCGAUUUGCCAUGGCAUCGUUCUGGGGCGCGUGCGCUUAUGCGGACAUCGAGCUUCCGGCACCAUUAACUUGGGGCAUCGUUAAAGGCUUGCUGCUAAGGAACCUCCGUUGGUGGCAGACUCAAGGCCAGAUAUGGAGCCCUACAGGAACCUUGACCAUUGGCUAUGCGUACCCCAACAUGUACAUGGCCGAGAACUACAACUCUCCGAUGAGUCCAUAUUGGGCAUGUCUUGCAUUUAUUUGCUUGGCUGUUCCAGCAGAUCAUGCUUUCUGGACUUCGAAAGAGGAACCAUACCCGACAGACAUGCUGCAAAAAGUUCGAGCUCUGAAGCAUCCUGGUCACAUUAUCAGCUAUCUCGGAGGCCAUCGACUUUUGUUGUCAUCCGGACAAGCAUGCAGCUAUCCGAUGAAAGGAACACAUGCGAAGUACGGAAGCUUUGCAUAUAGCAGUGAAUAUGCAUAUUCGGUGCCAUCUGGAUGCUUCACGUUGGAGCAAUUUGCUCUUGCUUCUCAGCUUGGACUGUCGGAUGAUGGUGGGGAAUUCUGGAAGACACGCCGCCUUUGUGAAGAGGCUGUCAUUGAGACACAUGAGGACCUGCCUGUCCUCAAGUCGAUCUGGAAACCGUAUCCCGAUGUUAAAAUCAAGACAUAUCUCAUCCCGCCAGUCGAAGCUACACCGAACUGGCAUUUCCGAGUACACAACAUCGAGGCAGGUCGUGAAGUCAUGACUGCAGAUGGGGCUUUCGCAAUUCACAAUGAAAGAAAGCCAGAUGGUCGGUACCUCGACCUCUACGACUCGAAGAAAUGUGAAGGAACACUCCCCAAGAUCAUUGGAAACUACGAUCUGAACACCCCAGAAGGAUGGUCUCCUGGCGCAGUCGGUGCUUUUGCUAUGUCUAAAGGCGCCGUGGGAAUCGUUGCUUUGGAAGCCGAUACUCCAAGAACUGCAAUGCAUGUGAAUGCUGACCCAAACACGAAUCUACAAGAGGCACGAACAAUCAUACCAACCCUGCAGCACACGAUAAAGAAAGGCGAGACUGUUUGGUAUGUUACAGCGAUUUAUGCGAAACCUCCUCGGAAAGACGUGCUUCCUGAGACUUAUCUUGACGGUUGGGACAGCAAACCUGUCAUUCCUCAGUGGCUCAAGGAUGAGAUGGUAUGAGAUAAUAUACUUUCAAAUAUAUGAAUCUUCAGCCUCAAAACAUGAUUCGAUGUUGCAACAAACCAAUCGGCUUCGUACAGCUUUGAAUGCGCUCAUCCGAGGGAGCUUGCCUUGAUUCGGAUACAUUUCUAACACCCGCAUCGAGGGUUACACUGAAGAGUAUCGAGCUCGUGUAAGGAGUAUGCAGCCCAAAUUGGAUCGGCACCACU
Molecule: messenger RNA, 2406 nt
Organism: Mollisia scopiformis
Lineage: Eukaryota; Fungi; Ascomycota; Leotiomycetes; Helotiales; Mollisiaceae
Exons: 4
Coding region: 209-2197 (662 amino acids)
Source: RefSeq, a predicted model, not a curated record